Messenger RNA from Pan troglodytes (chimpanzee), 1686 nucleotides. RefSeq names its product gamma-butyrobetaine hydroxylase 1 (gene BBOX1). Gene Ontology annotation, molecular function: iron ion binding; gamma-butyrobetaine dioxygenase activity. The record is from RefSeq and is a predicted model, not a curated record. Gene Ontology annotation, biological process: carnitine biosynthetic process. Bases 303 to 1466 code for a protein of 387 amino acids. Lineage: Eukaryota; Metazoa; Chordata; Mammalia; Primates; Hominidae. Gene Ontology annotation, cellular component: mitochondrion. The transcript is spliced from 8 exons.
GCACAAAAAAACAAAGACAAAAAACCUCCAAGCUCCCUUCAGUAGUUGCUACACCUUCAGAUUGAGACAUCCUUCCUCAUUUACAAACCUCAGCUGUGUCUGGGGGCGGGGCCACAGUGAAACUGCCAGGAGCAAAAAGGCUUCCAAGAAAAAGUACCACAUCAGAUUGGAAACUGGGGACAGAUCAUUCCUGGGAUGUGACGGGCACCAGAAUGCUCCCUCUCCAAAGGAUCUAAGGACCAAAGCUGACAGUUUCUUUACUUGCAGGUAGCUGACAGCAUCUACUCCUGAAGACCGGAAACAUGGCUUGUACCAUCCAAAAGGCAGAAGCACUUGACGGGGCUCAUUUGAUGCAGAUCCUCUGGUAUGAUGAGGAAGAGUCUCUCUACCCAGCUGUAUGGUUGAGAGACAACUGCCCGUGCUCUGAUUGCUACCUGGAUUCUGCAAAAGCACGGAAACUUCUAGUGGAAGCUCUUGAUGUGAACAUUGGAAUUAAAGGCUUGAUAUUUGACAGAAAAAAGGUGUACAUCACAUGGCCCGAUGAGCAUUACAGUGAAUUCCAGGCUGAUUGGCUGAAGAAAAGAUGCUUUUCCAAGCAGGCCAGAGCAAAGCUCCAAAGAGAAUUGUUUUUUCCAGAAUGCCAAUACUGGGGCUCAGAGCUCCAGCUACCCACUUUGGAUUUUGAAGAUGUUUUAAGAUAUGAUGAACAUGCAUACAAGUGGCUCUCCACCCUCAAGAAAGUAGGCAUAGUAAGACUCACCGGAGCAUCUGACAAACCAGGAGAAGUUUCAAAACUUGGGAAAAGGAUGGGUUUCCUCUAUCUCACAUUUUAUGGACAUACUUGGCAAGUGCAAGACAAAAUCGAUGCAAACAAUGUGGCUUACACAACUGGGAAGCUAAGCUUUCACACUGAUUAUCCAGCCCUCCAUCAUCCACCUGGGGUUCAGCUUCUUCACUGCAUAAAGCAAACAGUCACAGGGGGUGAUUCAGAAAUUGUAGAUGGGUUUAAUGUGUGCCAAAAACUAAAGAAAAAUAAUCCUCAGGCAUUCCAGAUUUUGUCCUCUACCUUUGUGGACUUUACAGAUAUUGGAGUGGAUUACUGUGAUUUUUCUGUACAAUCAAAACAUAAAAUUAUAGAGUUAGAUGAUAAAGGCCAAGUGGUUCGCAUCAACUUCAAUAACGCAACUAGGGACACAAUAUUUGAUGUGCCUGUUGAAAGAGUUCAGCCUUUUUAUGCUGCUCUGAAGGAGUUUGUUGACCUCAUGAACAGCAAAGAAUCCAAGUUUACCUUCAAGAUGAAUCCAGGUGAUGUGAUUACUUUUGAUAACUGGCGCUUACUUCAUGGCCGGCGUAGCUAUGAAGCAGGAACUGAGAUAUCCCGCCAUCUAGAAGGAGCUUAUGCUGACUGGGAUGUGGUCAUGUCAAGGCUUCGUAUCUUAAGGCAGAGGGUCGAGAAUGGAAACUGAAGUCACCUGUAGAUAAUUUUAAUAAGAUUCCAAUGACCAUAUUUUGUGAGAUAUGGCACAUUAUUCACAGACCAUGAUCUUUGUGAUUUACAUAUAAUUUCCUUCACAAUGAACAUGUAACUUCUCUCACAAGAGUACUCUUUACUUUGUAAUCAUAUACAAUGUCAACUUUUUAGAUGUUUCACCACUCUUUUGCAAAUAAAGCAUCCUUUCUGCUCUG